GGGGCGUGUCUGCCCCCCAAGACCUCAGGGACUGGAGGAGUGGGCGCUGCCCCCUCUCUGAAGAGCUCAGUUAGUUCCGGAGUUGAGGCGCAGGUGCAGGGAGGGUACCUAUCGAGCCCCCCAGGAUCCGAUUUCCGCCCUCGGAGUGACUUGCGGCUCCAAGCCCAGGUGGGAUUUGGCUUGGUGGCCAUGGGCAAGCAGAACAGCAAGCUGCGGCCCGAGAUGCUGCAGGACCUGCGGGAGAAUACAGAGUUCUCAGAGCUGGAGCUGCAGGAGUGGUACAAGGGCUUCCUCAAGGACUGCCCCACGGGCAUCCUCAACGUGGAUGAGUUCAAGAAGAUCUACGCCAACUUCUUCCCCUACGGUGACGCCUCCAAGUUCGCGGAGCAUGUCUUCCGCACCUUUGACACCAACAGCGAUGGCACCAUCGACUUCCGGGAGUUCAUCAUCGCGCUGAGUGUGACCUCGCGUGGCCGCCUGGAGCAGAAGCUCAUGUGGGCCUUCAGCAUGUACGACCUGGACGGCAACGGCUAUAUCAGCCGUGAGGAGAUGCUGGAGAUCGUGCAGGCCAUUUACAAGAUGGUUUCGUCCGUGAUGAAGAUGCCGGAGGACGAGUCGACCCCGGAAAAGAGGACUGAGAAGAUCUUCCGCCAAAUGGACACAAACAACGACGGCAAGCUGUCCUUGGAGGAGUUCAUCCGCGGGGCCAAAAGCGACCCGUCCAUCGUGCGUCUGCUGCAGUGCGACCCCAGCAGCGCCUCCCAGUUCUGAGCGAGGAGCCAGGUUUCCCCUCCCUGCCUUCACUGGCCCUCUCCCGGCUCUCAGCUUCCUCGCCCUUGUGUCUGUCCAGGCUGGGGGUCAGAUUGCCACCCCCAGGGUCUGCACUCUGAGGGGCCUAUGGAGAAAGGAACCCUGCAGCCCCCCCAAGGCCCAAGCCCGCAAGUGGUUAGCACCCCCCAUCCGGGAGGCAAUAUCUCCCUUUGGCAAUGAUAGAGACACAGGCUGUGGCUUGGUCUGCGCAGCCUCAGAGUCAGCCCUCCCUUACCUAGCUAUCAGAACUUCAGCCAUUCCCUCUCCCCCACCCCCGCACACACCCAGCCACGAGGCCAGACUUCCCUCCGCCAACCAUGGGGCAAGCUUCCCUGCCUCCACCCCAACCCUUGU
Balaenoptera acutorostrata (minke whale) is the source of this 1164-nucleotide messenger RNA. RefSeq names its product hippocalcin (gene HPCA). Lineage: Eukaryota; Metazoa; Chordata; Mammalia; Artiodactyla; Balaenopteridae. Gene Ontology annotation, molecular function: calcium ion binding. The coding region runs from base 190 to 771 and encodes 193 amino acids. The transcript is spliced from 4 exons. The record is from RefSeq and is a predicted model, not a curated record.